AUGGAGCGUCCAGUCACGCCUCCAGCGGCUGCGAGCAAACCGCAGGCUGCCUCGUCGCAAACUCCAGAAAUGACAAGGCGCAUAGAAGAGAGUCGUCUCCGAGCCAAAGCCAUCCGUGAACAUCGAGAGGCCGAAGAACGUGCCUCGGGAACUGCGGACAUACUUCCCAAGUCGGCCGCCGGAUUCAUACCCACCGAAAAUGUGCACGUAUCGAAGCCUGCGAAUGGAAAACGGCCCUUCAAUGAAAUUUCGACGGGAGAUAUUGCGGGAGGGAACAAUCGUGAUGGGCGCAACGUGGGCGACGAGGCGGCCCUGCGACCGGCACGCAAAUUUACCAAAUUUGUCGACUACAACAUGAGCUCGAUGACGGAUACAAAAGGUGGCUUUCUUUCUAUGGAGGACGAUCCUCACAACUAUGCGCUAGGUGCUCAGAAGCCCGGCCAGGCAGACGAACAGAGACCAAAGGGCAUGACGAUUCAAGAAUGGGAGAAGCAAAAGACGAUCCAAAACUUGAAGAGACUAAAAGCAGGUCCUUUUGAGCCUGGCAUCAGCGUUUUAGACGACCAAAAGACGAGGAAGAAAUGCAGAGAGUGUGGCAGUCUGGAGAUUGACUUUGUGUGGGAAGAAGUCUUUCACGUCUGUGUGUGCAACAAAUGCAAAGAUAAAUAUCCCGAAAAAUAUUCUCUGUUAACCAAGACAGAGUGCAAAGAAGACUAUCUUUUGACAGAUCCCGAGCUGCGGGAUCCCGAGCUGCUUCCUCAUCUAAACAAGCCAAACCCACACAAAUCUCACUGGCACGACAUGAUGCUCUUCUUGCGGUUCCAGGUAGAAGAAUACGCCAUCGGUACGAAAUGGGGUUCGGCAGAGGCGUUGGAUGCAGAAUAUGAACGGCGCGAGUCACAGAAGAAGGCCCGCAAAGAAGCCAAAUUCAAAGAGAAACUGCUGGACCUAAAGCGCAAGACGAGGACAGAGGCAUUCCGACGACAGGCAGGGACGCUAGGCAACAAGAAUGGGGCGCCAAGCAAGUUUGGCGAUGCUGUGGGCGGAGGGGGUCGACACGUGCAUGAAUGGGGGCGAACGAUCGAGAACGAGGAGGGCAUGACUGUCAAGACGUGUGUGACAUGCGGAAUGGAAGUGGAAGAGUUGGAAUUCUGA
This is a messenger RNA of Trichoderma virens Gv29-8, 1155 nucleotides long. RefSeq lists its product as uncharacterized. The transcript is spliced from 3 exons. Gene Ontology annotation, cellular component: nucleotide-excision repair factor 1 complex. Gene Ontology annotation, biological process: nucleotide-excision repair involved in interstrand cross-link repair; base-excision repair; UV-damage excision repair. NCBI's taxonomy places the organism in Eukaryota, Fungi, Ascomycota, Sordariomycetes, Hypocreales, Hypocreaceae. The record is from RefSeq and is a predicted model, not a curated record. Gene Ontology annotation, molecular function: damaged DNA binding. The coding region runs from base 1 to 1155 and encodes 384 amino acids.